CUGCUUCCUGUGUCAGAGGAAAAGCAAGCGCUGCUGGAGAAAGGUGUGCAUGCCUGUCUGCUUCCAGGUUGCCAGGGAGAAUCACAUGGAGGCCAAGUGCUUCAUAGUGUAUGGCAUACUCCAUGAUGGCCUGGUGGAGUGCAGCAACAGCCUGGAGGAUGUGGGCACGCUGCUACCCUCCAAGGGGCUCAAGUACCGACCCGCCAGGAGCAUCUAUGGGCUCCCAAUGCCCACCCCACCUGGUCCCAGAGUCCCUGCCCCCAUGGCCAAGGAAUGGUUUAUGUCUCCUGGAAAUCACUUGCAGGAGCUGGUAUGCCCAUCCCCUCCGAGCAAUGUGGAUCUGAUGCUGCUGUCAUUUGGCUAAGGCCCAGGAACGAGGGCCAUUCGGGUAAGGAGCUUCCUCCCUAUCUUCGAGCUGCAGGAGCUGGGGCCUGCCAUCUCUGCUGGAGAACGGAACAUACCGCUGCUGGCCACUGUCAGUCUCAUUGAAGUGCAGCUGAGGUGGCCGUGGCUGCAGUCACAUGGCGAAAUUCUGCAGCCUUUUACGGUUACAGUGUGUGACUCACUGGAAGCCUUUGUGCUCACGCUGGUUGGGGGGGGGGGUGUCUCCCCACUUCUGUAAUUCCCCUAUCAUCUUGCUGUUUAAUCCAGCCCCCUCUUUGGAAAUGCUACCCCAGCUCCCUCUCUCCAGUCUGAUGGUUUGACACCCCCGCCCACUACCCAGGUCAGCUUGCUCUGCUUGGAGGAUGUUAACACUUACCUGAGCCAAGCCGUCUGCCUUGGUUUUAAAUCGGACGGUGAACUGUCCCGCAUCAUGGUGAGCUAACCCUAUAAUGCUCCCCCCCAUUCUAUCCUAAUUGUAGCCCCUUCAUUGGUUGAGCUGGCCAGGGGUAUUGGACCCCAUUGCUACUGGGCAGCAGGGUGAUGCCCCCCCUCCCCUUGUUGCUCCUGGGCUGCCACUUUGCCACACAAGUGAGGCACGUGAGCAGCCCUCUUUGAAACUCCCGCCCAGAGGAAAAUAGUUUAUUGUCUUGCGACAGAAACCGCAGUGAGCGUGCAGGGCCACAACAGCGUUAUGACUGCAGGGCCUAAUUUAAGCACUCCCCUGC
Paramormyrops kingsleyae is the source of this 1109-nucleotide messenger RNA. The record is from RefSeq and is a predicted model, not a curated record. Lineage: Eukaryota; Metazoa; Chordata; Actinopteri; Osteoglossiformes; Mormyridae.